Caenorhabditis angaria is the source of this 492-nucleotide messenger RNA. NCBI's taxonomy places the organism in Eukaryota, Metazoa, Nematoda, Chromadorea, Rhabditida, Rhabditidae. The record is from the annotation of a GenBank genome assembly.
AUGCACAGAACACUGUGCCACGCUCUUCUAAUCUUCUCACUAAUCAAAACCACGAUUCAAGAAUAUGAUUCAAGUCCCGAAACAAUCAGAAGAUAUGUGGAAUCCACGUAUAACAAUGCGAAAAUAACAGACAGAAAAGAUUCGGCGCGCCCAAAAAUCUCACUCCACUAUACUUUCACAUUUAAAACUUGCGAUUCACAAGUUCUGAAUCGAGAAGCGUUUAUCGAGCAAUUUUUGAUGAAUCCACCCGAGAACAUGAUUGCGAAGAGCUUUCGAGACAUCAAUUAUCAUUUCGACAAAAAUAAAGCACACGAGGGAUGUUGCUAUUUGGGAGUCGAGAUGCAUGGGGUGCAUUAUAUCAAUUUCAUCGCAAGUUUCGAUGGUUUUGAUGCGAAAUUCUUUUUGGACAGUGAAGUUGCGUUUGCUUACAAAUUUGUUAGCGGUUAUGCUAUCAAUUGUCCAAAUAAUACUGAAAUCCCGCCCUGCAAUUAA